UCAUGUGCUCACAAUCCCUGUUCCCUGCCGCUGAUAGGUACUGAACUCCUGUUCCCAUCACAGAACUCAGGUUCUGGGUCCCGCAGGGUGGCCACAACCUCCCAAACCUGAGACAAUGACUGUUCCCCGGACCAGAGAACACCUGUAUUGUCCCAAGAAAUGCUGAUUGUGAUCCAACAGUGGUUGUGUCUUGGGCCAACUCCUUUCGUGUACAUAAGUGGUCCCAGCAUCAUCAGCAUGAAUCUCUCCUUAGGAGGGGGCCUUCUACCUGCAUUCUGAAACUUAAUUAAGCUGUUUAUGUCCCUAUCGCCCUCUCUCCAGCCUGCUUUGUGGCUCCAGCACCCACAGGGUAGAGGCUGGUUCCAGGCCAGUUAUCUGCCCUUAGAAAAGUGGGUGUUCCUGAGGGUGGCAAUCACUCUGGUUAACAAGUAAUGAGAGAGAACCAUUUUAGAAGGAGAGGUGGACCUAUUUUAAGAGGGGCGGGGAGAGAUCACUUUGAUCAUAUCCUUUACUUCCAAAUCACCUCGAUACUUGGGCAAUCUAGUCAAAGAAUUAACCCCCACUAAAGCUGAGUUGAACAAGAUUGAGGAAAAAGCGAUCCACUUUUUUUUUUAUUAGUUAAUGGCUAACAGUAGAAAAUAAGAUUUCAGGGAGGAACAGAUUCCCAAUCUUAACAGUUACUUAUUUAAUAAUCAUUUCUCUCAUGACUCUGACCCAGUUUGGUUUUCUUGGCAGAUACUGGAGUGGUUUGCAAUUUCCUUUUCCAGCUCAUUUUACAGAUUACUAAUUGAGAGACAUAAGGGAAAGGAUUAGUGCAAUGGUAAAUUGUGAUUCUGUGAACUCUUGAUGAAAGUUUGUCUCUUCUAAAUGGACAAUAAACUGAGGCAAACGGGAUUCAGUGACUUGCUCAGGGUCAUACAGCUAGUAAGUGUCUGAGGCCAGAUUUGAACUCAGGAAGAUGAGUCUCCCUGACUCCGAACCCAACACUCUGUUCACUGUGUCAGAAAAUUGCACCCAGUAAAAUUCUGAGUGACCUCCAUAGAAUCUAAGUUCCUAAAGGACAAGGACUGGCUCACUUGUGGUGCAACGGGCAAAUGAAAACAACUUGUUCCAAGGUCCGUGAAGGAUGCUGAACCAGGUGCCGGGACAGAGCUUAGUCAGACAUCAAAGACACUAAGGUCAUCCCGGGCCAUGACCAGUUGUCCGAGUUCUGUCCUGCCCCUGGACUUCAGAUUCUGGAAGAGAGCAUGAGGCUGAGGACUUUGUACAACUCCGGCUUUCUUAAAUCCAAUUCACUCUCAAGCCAAGAUAUUAGCCCAGGUGUCUUUGGUUCUCUUAGAAAAUGAAAGAAGGGGAAUGCUAGGUGGUGCAAUGGAUAGAGCACCAGCAAAGAAAGAAAAAAGACAUCAAGAAAUCAAGAAAAAUGAAGGAACAACAACUUAGCAAAGCAUCUGACACAAAACAGACUGAAUAAACACUUGUUGCUUAAAUGACUGAGAGACAAAAAGAAGAAGGAAUCAUGCAAUGACAAAUUGUGAUUCUGCGAACCAUCGACAAAAGCUUGUCUCUUUCUCCUGAACGGACCAGCAUGUAUGGGUGGGUGUGAGUAUACACUGUCAGUCAUUAUCAAGGCAUUGAUCUGUCAGAUUUAGCUAUGCUUUAUUGUGAGAGCCAGCUCUGUGGAGGAGAAUCACUGGGAAGUGGCAAUAAUGUGAGAGAAAAAGAAAAUCAAUAAAAACAUUUCUUUCAUUUUAAAAAGGGCUUCGUAGGUUUCCAUUAUUAUUAUUAUUAUAUUAUUGCUAUCAUCACAUAGCUACAGAUGGAAUGGAGGUUAGACAUCAGGAAGGACUUCCUACGUUAUGACACAGAAGAGGCUCAGUGGGACUGACUGCUCUGGAGGGUGGAGGGCACUCUCAUCUGGUUGAGAUGAAUUUGUCAUUCCAGUCCAGACCAUCAUCCCAGAGACCCAAAGAGGCUCCAGGAAAAGGCCACAAGACUUUUGUAAGAGGGAAGAGUCUAUCCCCCACCUGCUCCAAACAGUAAUGUAGUCACAAUGAAUUAAUAGGUAUUAAACUAACAGUAAAGAUGCUCAAAGUCCUGAACCCUGUGUGAGGUUUAAACAAUCCUCUGAUUUAAUCGAGAACUUGUUGACGGAACCACCAAAAUAGCCUAUUCUGUAGGAACAUCAAAGAACUAAGCCCUGGCCUGAUUUCAGUAGUUCCUGAAAUGUAAGAGAUGGAAUGAGUUGCCUAUGGAAGAGAAACCUGCAGUAGGAGGAGGAGGAAGCUUCUCCCCUUUGGGGCUACGUGCCUUCUGGCAGGACGGUGUAGAAAGGAGAGAGACCAAUAGGAGAACCAGCAGAACACAUCGACAGUCUCCAGACAGACGUGGAUGGAGGGACCAUCCUUCUAAGAGGGAAGGAGUUCAAGCACUGUGAACCCUGGCAGCAGAGAAAAGAGACUGGGAGCCAAGUUAAAGCAGCCCGUCCUACCAGAACCCCCACAAACACAAGGAGCUGCGUGAGACUCUAUGAAGAGAAACGACGUCCAGCCCCCACAGCAUCACUCUACGUGUAACUGCUGCAGAGCUCCAAAGCAUGGAAGGCUGUGGUGAGGAGCAGGAGGAGGGUCUUAAAGCCCUGGCAGCUAUUCUCGAAGACAUUGGGGACAGCCAAAAAAGCAGCGAUGCGUCUUCCCUCUCCGAGGAAACCGGCUCGUCUGAAGAGGAAGAGGAGCUGGAAGAGCAAGGGGCCUGGGAGCAGGACCAGAAGAAGCUGUUGGAGCUAGAACAAGCCUCCCAGGCCCUGCUGGCCGAGCUGUCUGUCCUGGAGGCCGAGUGCCAGAUUGAGAGGUCCUGCAGGGAGCGGGCCGAGGAGUACGCUGCCCAGGUGAGGCAGGAGAAUACGGAGCUGAAGCGAUUAAGCGUCCUCCUCCUCCCCAGCCUGGGCCCGGAGCCUCUGCCCAUCCGCCAGGAGCAGGGCCCCCCCUCAGAGCCCAGCCUGAGCCCAGAACAGCAGCACAUCAGAGAUCUUGGGGCGCAGGUGACCGAACUCCUCCGAGAGAAGAAAGAACUGAGCCUUCAGGUGCAAGAGCUCCAGAGGCAGCUGAAGGAGCAGGAAGCCCAGAUCCAGAAGGAGCGGCUGGAGCAGCGCUCCCUGCAGGCGUCCGUGGGACAGUCUCAAAGAGCGCUGGCGAAGCUGAAGCGGGUGUCCCACCUGGUGCUGCAGGAGUGCGGGGAAGCCUUGCAGCAGCUUCACCUAGAACAAGACCUGCGCCAGCAAGCCGAGAGCUUCGCCCACAAGAUGCUGGUGGAGAAGAAGGAGGCCCACCGGCAGAGCGCCAUCCUCCUGCAGCACCACGCCCCCGGGGCCCAGCUGUCCGCGGCCCUGGAGGAGGCGGCCACCUUGGGCAGAGCCCUGGAGGAGGCAAAGCGCCAGCACGGGGAGCAGGUAGCGUCCUGGGAAGCGGAAGUGGGCUGCCUCCGGCUGCGGCUGAAGGAGACCGAAGAGAAGAACUCCCAGCUGGAGGCUCUGGUCUGUGCCCUGCAAGAAAGCGUGAAAAAGGCCGAGACCCCGCCCCAGGAGCCAGAGGCCCCGCCUCCUGCUCCACCCCCGCCGCCGCCCCCCCUGCCGCCGCCCUCUGCCCCCCCACUGGACCCCCUUCAAGCCAUCCGGAUGCGGCGAGCCCCGAAUUCCCAACCAGCCCCCGCAGCCCCCUCCCUGGAAGACAAGAAGGCGAAGGCGGUGCAGGAAAUGAUGGACAGGAUCCGUAAGGGAGUCGUGCUGAGACCGGCCGCCAGAAAGGACCCCGGUCAGGACCGAAGCAAGCGUAGGAGUGCUGCCAUCACAGAGCUACAGACCAUCCUGGCUUCCAAAUGCCGGCCCCUACACAGGGGCAGCAGAAGAAAGAAGAGCAGCCGGAAGGACCCCGACGGGCAGCUAGCGGCCAUCCUGCAGAGAAGGCGCCACCUGCUCGAUUCCACUUCGGGGGGAUCCCAGGAUGGUCUGGGGACAGGGGGCAGAGGCGUGGUCCCCAAGGCUGAGGUUCAGGACUCCAAGACCCAGGGUCAGCGUGAAGAUUGGAGUUCUGGGGACAGAGUCGUUCCGAGAGGCACGGCUGGGGCUAUUCCAGGAGGCCUUCCUGGAGCAGGUCAGAUGACCCCUUUACUUGGGCUAAAAAGCCAUCAGGGGACUGAACGACGCUUUGGCAGGGAGCCGUGGGAAUGCCCCCCGAGGCCAUCAGCAGCGGGUCAGGCCUCCAUCCCCCCGGCCCAGGUCAGCUUAAGGACCACAGCUCCGUCCAAGGCUUCUGUCCUGUGGGGCCAGCCCGAAAACCUAUAAGGAAAUCACGUUUCUUCCCCUAACCCCCUCACCUGACCAGAACAUCCCAGGGAGGACGUGACAGGAAGAGGAGACCAAGGAGCGCCUGACAACUCUCUGAGGGAGGAGGGAGGAGUAAGACUGAGGAAAAAAACUGAGACGUGGGAUUGAUCAUUUUCUCCUUCUCAGAAAACAAGGACUCGGACUUCAAAUGUCCCCAAUCCUCCGGCCUCCUCCACUCAAGGGUGAGCUUCACCACAGUCAAGGACACCGACCUCUCAAUGAUAUAAAAGAAACAUCACGUAAACCAUAAAACUCUGAAAACGGAAACAAUGACUGAGAUAUUGCACAUUUUGAGGUGCGGUGUUAGUAUUAUCGUCAGUCCUCAUUCGGUGAGUGCCGACUGUUACGGAACUCUAGGAUUACAGAAUAUGAGCAUUAGAAGAUGUCAGUAACCUCCUUGUCCAAUCCAUGCACAAAAGGAAGCCUUGCCCUGACAUAUAUAACAAGAGGUGGUCCACUUACCAGCGUGGAGACCCCUGAAGUAAAUCAGUCAACGACCCUUUAUUUUUUUAUUUUAUUUUUUCUUAGAGCUUUUUAUUGACAAGAUAUGUGCAUGGGUAAUUUUCCAGCACUGACCCUUGCAAUAGCAACUUUUCCCCUCCUUCCCCUCACCCCCUCCCCCAGAUGGCAGUAGUCCAAUACACUCAACAAGCCUUUAUUCAGUGUCUUCCAUGUGCUCCAUAUUGCGUUAAAUGCUAGGAAUAUAAAGAUCAAAGGGAAAGCAUCCCUGACCUCAGAGAGCUUAUAUGCUACCCCGGAAAGCAACACAGCCAAAAUAUAGACAGGCCACACAAUGUGAAGGUCGCGGAGGAUCUCAGCGGCCAUCCAGUCCAAGCCUGACCUAAGCGGGGGUUCCUCAGCAUCCACUGUUGGCGCAAUUCAUAAGCCUUUUAUGAGCACCUUCUGUGCGUCAGGCGCUGUGCUAGAGACUAAACAUACAGAGACAAAAAAAUAAAUGAAAUAAUCCUUAUCCCUAAGAAGUUUACUUUCCACUCGGUCAUCUAUUCUCCUACUCACGGGGAGAGGGCUUGGUAGAAAGAAGGUCAACAUAAUAAAAAUCCUCAUACCGUUAGGUUUGAGGUUGUGACUUUUUUCUUGCA
This is a messenger RNA of Antechinus flavipes (yellow-footed antechinus), 5481 nucleotides long. Its product is annotated as shootin-1-like. The record is from RefSeq and is a predicted model, not a curated record. Lineage: Eukaryota; Metazoa; Chordata; Mammalia; Dasyuromorphia; Dasyuridae. The transcript has 16 exons. Bases 2597 to 4339 code for a protein of 580 amino acids.